CGCGCCGCCGCCGCUGCCGCCGGGAGGAGGAGGGCCGCUGGGCGGCGCCCGAACCUCCCGGAUCCCACCCGAAAGGAGGCGCCACCGCCGGCGCCACCGCCGCCGCCUCGCCCUCUUCAAGUUGGCACUUUGAAAAUGUCCCUGCCGUUUGCCCGGGAAAGCCGAGGUCGCCGGGGUCCCGCUUCGUGCUGCCUCCGGCCGGGGCUUCCCUUUGCGCCCAAGCCCCGCUAGAGCGCGCCGGAUCCCGGCCUGGGAAAGCCCUUUUCUCCGCGCUGCUCCUGCUCCUGCUCCUGCUCCUCCAUGCCCCGGCGCCAGCCAUGCUUCUCCGGCUCCUGCUGCUUGCCCUGCUCGGCCUGGGCCGGGCGCCGCGGCCGGGAGGCGUCACGACGGGUUGGGGAGCCUCAGAGGCGCGCGGCGCGCACAGGGAUCCGCCGCUCGGAGGCGCCGAGGACGCGGGUGCGGAGGGAGACCCGUGGUGCCCGUACAAGGUGCUGAGCGAAGGCCCCGACGGCGGCGGAGGAGCAUCGGGGAUGCAGGGCGGGCGCCUGUGUUUCCGCAGCCGGGCGCGGGGCUUCCAGUGCGCGCCGCGGAGCUGCAAAGCGCACCGCUCGCCCGGGCGCGCCCUGCUGGCCAACGUGCUUCUCAACGGCAGCGUCCUCCUACAGUGGGGCUGGCCUCCCCUGCUGGCCGAGGGAGAAGACGGCGACGGCGAGGGAGUUGAAGCUCCCGCCUCCUCGGCCGAGGUCGGCCUGCUGCGCGGCUUCUCGCUCUCGUGCUCGUGGGAAGGCGCCUACACGCGUUUCCAGUGCGACCGCGUCCAGCUGGGCGCCGCUUGCCGGGACUACCUGCUGCAGGACGCGCACGGCAGCGUCCGCUACCGCCUCUGCUUGCAGCCCCUCUUCUCCGCCGCUGCCGCCAACGGCACCGAUCCUGAUUCUGCUGCUGCUCCUCCUCCUCCCCGGUGGCCUCCGGAAUGCGUGGAGUUCACCGUGGAGCCGGCCGGCAUGCGGGAGAUCGUGGUCGCCAUGACGGCCGUCGGGGGCUCCAUCUGCGUCAUGCUCGUCUUCAUCUGCCUCCUGGUCGCCUAUCUCACCGAGAACCUCACGCCCCCCGCCGCGCCCGCCGCCAAGAGGGGAAACUGAGGCGGCCACCCAAGGCGGGGGUUAAGCCCCGAGGAGCGUGCAGUGAGACCCUGGCUGCCCUAGGGUGGACGGGGGAAGAGAGCUCCAGCGAGCAACCUUUGAGCGUGCGCAUAAUGGCGAGGACGCACAGCUAUGAUCCCUGCUCCGAAUUACUUUUAUGUAAUUACGGGAGUAAGCCAUAACGGGGUUUAGCAUCGGAAGCCCACCCCCCUUUCAGAUUGGUUUCAAGCCCGAUGGGGGACCUGUGUGUUGAGAUUCUAGCAUUGCAGGGGGUUGGACUAGAUGACUCUUGGGGUGCCUUCCAGUUCUGCAAUUCUAGUAUUCUUUCAGGUUUGCUUGGCUAUAAAGCCCCCCUCCCUGGAUUGCUUUCUGAGUAAGCCUGCCCAGGAGGAAGGGGCUGUGCAGGUGGGAUCCCCAGUCACGUUUACUUGGGAGAAAGUCUGGACUUCAACUGGCAAGUAGAUCCAGUUGCAGAUUAAGGGUGCAAAGGGUCUUGGCCUGAUUGGGGAAGCACUUCUUUUCAAAAUCCUUUUAGCUCAGUUAAAAGGGUGCCUUCUUUGGAUUAAUGCCACACACACACACACAUAUAUAUUUAUGCAAAUUUAAUUGGCCGACCAUUUAAUCAAUGAAAACUCAUAGGAUGAAUCGACUAGGGGCCCUUCUAGAUUACCUGUUUAUGUUGCAUUCAUCCUGAUUUGUUUGCAGGGUGGUUAGACAAUGCCUCAAAGGAAAUGUUGCCUUCCAGUGUGUUUUCACUGUUACUUUCCUUAUUGCAAAAAAAACUCCAGUCUUUGGGGGAAGCAGGUUUGCUGCGCAAGACCUCCCCACUAUAAUUGACCAGGCAGUAGGUAGCUCAGUGGUAGAGCAUCUGCUUUGCAUGCAGAAGGUCCCAGGUUCAAUCCCUGAUGUCUCC
Messenger RNA from Lacerta agilis (Sand lizard), 2055 nucleotides. RefSeq names its product fibronectin type III domain containing 10 (gene FNDC10). The record is from RefSeq and is a predicted model, not a curated record. NCBI's taxonomy places the organism in Eukaryota, Metazoa, Chordata, Lepidosauria, Squamata, Lacertidae. The coding region runs from base 318 to 1142 and encodes 274 amino acids. The transcript has a single exon.